Messenger RNA from Octopus sinensis (East Asian common octopus), 1403 nucleotides. RefSeq names its product testis-specific serine/threonine-protein kinase 4-like. Gene Ontology annotation, molecular function: tau-protein kinase activity; protein serine/threonine kinase activity; ATP binding. The transcript has 3 exons. Gene Ontology annotation, cellular component: cytoplasm. Bases 107 to 1171 code for a protein of 354 amino acids. NCBI's taxonomy places the organism in Eukaryota, Metazoa, Mollusca, Cephalopoda, Octopoda, Octopodidae. Gene Ontology annotation, biological process: intracellular signal transduction; microtubule cytoskeleton organization; protein phosphorylation. The record is from RefSeq and is a predicted model, not a curated record.
CGAUAUUUUCAACAAACGCUUUACUUGUGAAAGUCUUCAAAUUAUUUUGAUUUAAAGCUGAUGCCCUAACCGCUUCAGAUAUGUAUUCGUUCUAAAUAUCUUUCCCAUGAUUGGUGGCAUUAGGAAUCGGGCUUCCAUGAAGAAGCAUCAAAAACAUCAACCCAAGCAUGUUGACCCGAUGAAAACCGAUUCAAAACGGAAAGAAAGAGAAAGACAUUACUGUUGUGUAAGCAACAGAGAAGUACUGUCAAAACGUGAUUAUGUGGUGUUGAAAACUCUAGGUUAUGGUAGCUUCUCGAUUGUGAAAUUGGCUCGCCACCAAUGCAAGAAACCUGAUUUAGUGGCCGUUAAAAUUAUCAGCCUUUCAAAAGUUCCAGUCACUUACCAAAAACAUUUCCUGUCGAGGGAACUGGAAUUCUGGCCUAGACUGGAUCAUCCACAUAUUGUCAAGUUUUGUGAAACUUUCGAAGAAUUAGAACGAGUCUAUAUCGUCCUGGAGUAUGUUUGCAAUGGAGAUAUGAUGUCUUACCUCCAGAAAUUUGGAGCUCUUUCUGAGGCAAAGAGUAAAAAAUAUAUUAGCCAGGUGUGUAAAGCUGUUGAUUACUUACACAGCCAAAAUAUUACUCACCGUGAUUUGAAGCUUGAGAACCUACUUUUAGAUCAAAACUACAACAUCAAAAUCACUGAUUUCGGUUUCGUAACAAGUAAUAAAAAAUGUGAAUUAAGUCAAACAUACUGCGGGACUAAAUCCUAUGCUUCGCCAGAGAUACUUCGCGGCGAACCAUAUGAUCCACGUAAAGCGGAUACAUGGGCAAUCGGCGUAAUACUUUAUAUAAUGGGUACCAGCCGGAUGCCGUUUGAUGAAAGUAGAGGAAUAAAACGAAUAAUUGAAGACCAAAAACGGCUUAAUUUGUCAUGGGGUAAGACCCAUAAGAUCAGCCGGGAUUGUCGACACCUGCUCAAGCGUUUAUUCACAUACGCCUAUAUGAGCCGACCAUCGGUGCAUGACAUUCUGUUAAAUAAAUGGUUUCAUUCUGAAACCAACAGGGAAAAACAUGUUGAAUAUAAAGAGCGUAGAGAAAUUAAGGAGAAAGCAGAGGAAUUUGAUACUAUCGAUGGAGUGAAAAAGACUAAAGAGAAAAGCUCAGCCCCAAAUGACUCAGAGCGAUAAAAACAAAACCUUCGUAAAAUGUUUUCGUUGCACCUACCUUUUGAAUGACCGAGAUGCAUGUUUCAUAAAAGAUGUGCUGACUUUAUUCUGAAUACCGUCUUAAAAACUACUGAAUCAAAUAGAUCCCCUUAUAUUUACUAAAAGGCAGUGAAGUUUUCCAUUAACAAUUCAUUCUUCAAAAAGCCUUUACAGCUUUAUAUUUACUGCAUCAAUAAAAACAGUUGUAAGACUU